Messenger RNA from Apodemus sylvaticus (European woodmouse), 2722 nucleotides. RefSeq names its product phorbol-12-myristate-13-acetate-induced protein 1 (gene Pmaip1). Gene Ontology annotation, cellular component: mitochondrion. Gene Ontology annotation, biological process: release of cytochrome c from mitochondria; DNA damage response; apoptotic process. The record is from RefSeq and is a predicted model, not a curated record. Bases 166 to 480 code for a protein of 104 amino acids. NCBI's taxonomy places the organism in Eukaryota, Metazoa, Chordata, Mammalia, Rodentia, Muridae. The transcript has 3 exons.
GCCCGAACUGAGAAGCGCUGGUGCUGCCUCCCGAAGCUCGGUGCGUCUGGCUCGCGACACCCGCGGUCCAUCUCGCGCAGCCCGAGUCUUGGUGGGGAGCCCCAGAACCCAGAUUGGGGACCUCAGUUCCCCGUGCGCAGCGGAGAUCGCCGCGGCGUUUCUGAGAUGCCCGGGAGAAAGGCGCGUCGGAACGCGCCAGUGAACCCAGCGCGGGCAGAGCUACCGCCUGAGCUCCCAGCUCAACUCAGGAAGAUUGGAGACAAAGUGUAUUGCAUGUGGAGUGCACCGGACAUAACUGCGGUUCUGGCGCAGAUCCCUGGCAAAAAGUCGCCAAAGAGCGCGAUGAGGAGCCCGAGCCCAACCCGGGUGCCAGCAGACCUGAAGGACGAGUGUGCUCAACUGCGGAGGAUUGGAGACAAAGUGAAUUUACGGCAGAAACUCCUGAAUUUUAUUUCCAAGCUCUUCAAUUUAAUAACCUGAGGUCUUCAAAGGCUUUUGCAAGAAGGGACCUCCUAGGAAGGACAUUCCCCCGUUGAUGCAAAUGUCUGGUUUUGGAUGGACUGUGACGUGAUGAGGAAAAAAUGCUCGCUUGCUUUUGGUUCCCUGAGUAGGGAUGAUGAAGGAGAGAGAAAUGAGUUUCUUGGGAAAGCUUUUAGAAAUCGUUCUUUGAGAUGUGAUAACGUGAAACCUCGCUUAUUUUUAUUUUUAUCUUAUUUUAUUUUUUAAAACAAGACUAGAAGAGUCGUGGAGCUAGGGACGUAACUAGUAAUAAUCUGUCUUUUCAGAGUUGUUCUGGCGUUUUUGCCGAAGGUUGUAAUAGAAAGGAGCGUGGCGAGUGGUCAUACUGUAUGGGGACAGUCUGUUGGGAUUGCUUUUUGACCACUCCAGAACAAUGUGCCAUUUAGUUCCAUCCUUAUAAUGUUCUAAGAGGAAACAUUUCACUUUUUAUAACACUGAAUGUUAUGGUGAAAAUUGAUUUCAUAGGUCACUACAAGUUUAGCUGGACUGUGUCUGUUUAGAUGACUUUAAAGUGUGUUACUGUAACCAUUUAAUUGGAGACUAUGGGGAGACAACCAAGUAACUGGGGAGACAACAAAGUAACUGGGGAAAUCAGAAGUGUAGCAAGGUCAGUAGGUGCCAGUCAGACUCUUGCAGAUUGAAUAAUAUGUGAUAAAAAAAAAGAGUUGGGUUUUAUAUAACCUGAGAAAAGUUUAAAAACUUUUAAAAGUUGGCAUAAUUAAAACUUAGUAAGACAUUCAUGAGAAGUUUCUAAAAUUCUGUAACCUGUCACAGUAUUUCUUAGAGUUCUUUUUCCCUCUUGCUUGUUUUUGUUUUUGGAGACAGGGUUCCUUUUCUCUGUGUAGCCUUGGCCAUCCUGGAACUCCCUCUGUAGACCAGGCUGGCUGGCCUUGAACUCCACCUGCCUUUGCCUCCCCGGGUGCUGGGAUUAAAAGCAUCACUGGGUUUAGAGUUUCAUUUUUAAUUUGGUCUAUAAAUGUGAAACUCAGAUUGCUCAAUAGCAAAUCAGUCCUGGUUAAAGAGGCAAGAGACUGGAGAACACAUUUCCGAAAGGCGGGUGGCCAGCAGAUACGUGAUUCAGAGACUGUAAAUGAAAACCAUCACGGGAUGAUCUUAUACUCUCUGGGUUUGUCUGUUACUGGAAGUGAAAGCUCACAAGCUUAGAGUAAGGAUUUUUUUUGUAUAUUUUUGUUAGUACUGUAAGGUAGGACCAUUUUUUUUUAAAAGCCGGCCUUGAGGCUCCUUUAAUAACUAAGAAAUGAACCUUAAACCCAGCUGUCCUACUACUGAGAAAGUAUGCAAAGGUGUUGAUCUGUCUGCUGAAAGGACGUCUCUGGACUUUGGCAUUUUUUUUUUUUUUUUAAUAUCUGUAUCAGCCGAGACAUGGAAACAACUGAUCAGGGGCUGAAAGGAUUUUAAAAGUGGGAACAGAAACAGAAUUGGGCCUAAAAAGGCAGGAAAUGGUAUUUUAUCAAAACAUGGAUAUUAUAUAUCCCAGGUGCCUCUCUUGUCAUUUAUAGUUUGACAAAAGUGAACCAAUAGGAAUAAGACGAGGUGGAGGGGUGGGAGAUGAGAAAAGGGCCAAUCAAUUUUAGGGUGAAAACUGGGGAGAGUUCUUUUACACUUGGUAUAUAUUUGACAACAACUGAACGGAUGUUGCCUGUUCUGACCACAGGGUCAUGAUGCCUUCCGAAAGUGAUGGGCUAUGUUAAUAACUGUGUGUUCUUUCUCCAGGGUGUCCAUAGAGUUGAAACUAAGCCCAUAAACACUUAAUUUGUCAGUUGACUAAAAGUAAAAACUGUCCAAAAGAAAUUGAGAAUUUCACAAUUGAGUUUUACCAGGAAUAAUAUUUAUUUUACCUAUUUAUAAUUUAAAUACUUUGCUUACUUUCAGCGUGUGUAUCGGUUUCAUUUUUCCUUUUGAGACAAAGGUCUUAUGACCAUGGGAGGGGUGUCUUGUGGCUUGUCAUUUUGAAUGAAGUUACCUCAGUAGUUAGUGGGCCUCAACAUUAAGGUUGUUUACUUUGAAGUUUAUUUUAUUUUAUUUUAUUUUAUUUCUUUUUUUAUUUUCCUGAAGGUAGACAUCUUACCCAAUGGGUAUUUAUGGUCUGUGACUGUAUUUAUAUGUAUGCUUCUGAAGGUUGAUACUGUAGCCUCAACUAUUAAAUAAAAGUUGAUACUGAAGCAACUAUUGAAAAAUGCCA